AUGGCUGACAGGACUGGGUUAGGAAGCGGCGACAUUACCGGAUACACUCUUUUUGAGCGUAUCGAAUCGGAGGAAAUUGGUAUUGAACUUGACGAUGUUCAAAAGGCUGUUGUUGAACUGCCACGCUUUCAAAAGAUUGUUCGUCUCAAGUCGUUUGCUCCUUUUAGAUCAGCUGCCCACGCUCUUGAGAACGCCAUGGAUAUUUCUGAAGGUGUCAUGAGUGAUCAUCUCAAGGCUUUUCUUGAGAUGAACUUGCCCAAACCAGGAAAAAAGAACAAGGUUCUUCUUGGUGUUGGUGAGAGUAAUCUGGGUGGUUCUAUCAAGGCUGACCUUGGUAUAGAUUGUGUUGUUGACGACACUGUUCGUGAGCUCAUUCGUGGCAUUAAGCUUCAUUCCGAGCGACUUCUUGCACAGUUGAAAGAGGGCGAUCUUGGUCGUGCUCAGCUUGGUCUGGGUCACGCUUACUCUCGUGCCAAGGUCAAGUUCAAUGUCAAUCGUGUGGAUAACAUGAUCACUCAGUCCAUUAAUUUGCUGGAUCAGCUUGACAAGGAUGUCAAUACAUUUUCUAUGCGUGUCAGAGAAUGGUAUGGAUGGCAUUUCCCUGAGCUUGUCAAGAUUGUGUCCGACAACUUUCUAUAUGCCAAGCUUGUCAAAGUGAUUCGCAAUAAGGGUGAUCUUUCUGAAGAUAAACUCGAUGCACUUGAGGCUGUCACCAAUGAUCCAAUCAAGGCCAAACAAAUCCUUGAUGCUGCUCGUGCAUCCAUGGGUACUGAUAUUUCCGAAAUUGAUAUGGUCAACAUUCAGAGUUUUGCCGAUCGUGUGAUUUCUCUGACCGAGUACCGCAAGAGCCUAUACGGUUACCUUUUAAGCAAGAUGCAUGCAGUUGCUCCCAACGUGUCUGCUCUUAUUGGUGAGAUUGUAGGAGCUCGUCUUAUUGCACACGCUGGUAGCUUAACCAACUUGGCAAAGUAUCCUGCUUCGACUGUGCAGAUUCUUGGCGCUGAAAAGGCACUUUUCCGUGCUCUCAAAACCCGUGGUAAUACUCCCAAAUACGGUCUUAUCUAUCACUCAACCUUUAUCGGUCGUGCAGCACAAAAGAACAAGGGAAGAAUCUCCCGUGUGCUUGCCAACAAAGUAUCGAUUGCAUCCCGUAUUGACUGUUUCCUUGAUAAUCCUACAAGCAAAUUUGGUGAGUUUUUGAGAGAUCAAGUGGAAGAGCGUCUUCGUUUCUACGAGGAGGGUGUCACUCCACGAAAGAACGCCGACGUGAUGGCGGAUGCUCUCAAGGCUGCUGGUAUUGAUAUGGACAUUGAUGAAGAAGAAGAAGAAGCACCAGAAGUUGCAUCUACACCUGCCAAAAAGAGGAAAUCAAGCAAGGAGUCCAAAGAAAAGACCCCUACUGCCAAGAAAUCUAAAAAGGAGGAUGCCGAGGUUUUCGAAUCGCCAGUCAAGGAGAAGAAGAGCAAGAAGAAGGAAAAGGCAUCAGUUGAAGAGACCGUAGUUGAGCCCAAAUCUGCAGAAAAAAAGAAGGCCAAAAAGGCAAAACAAUAAACAGUGCAUGCAAUCUUUU
This is a messenger RNA of Batrachochytrium dendrobatidis JAM81, 1570 nucleotides long. Its product is annotated as snoRNP complex protein NOP56. Lineage: Eukaryota; Fungi; Chytridiomycota; Chytridiomycetes; Rhizophydiales. The record is from RefSeq and is a predicted model, not a curated record. Gene Ontology annotation, cellular component: small-subunit processome; box C/D methylation guide snoRNP complex. The coding region runs from base 1 to 1551 and encodes 516 amino acids. Gene Ontology annotation, molecular function: snoRNA binding. The transcript has 5 exons.